CGGGGGGAUCGGGGAGAGCCGGCAGCGCCUGCGGGGAAAGAACGAAGCCGGUGAAGCUAUGCCUCGUCGUCAGGGGAGCUGCGAGGCUCCGUGGCUGGCGUUCCAACAGGACUGCAUAUCGAAGAAGGGCAAGCUCUUCCCCCACGAGUGCGAGGGGGGAAGAGAUGGCUGAAAUCAGUGACCUUGACUGUCAGAUUGAACAACUGCGGCGCUGUGAACUCAUCAAGGAGAGUGAAGUCAAAGCCCUCUGUGAAAAGGCCAGAGAGAUCUUGGUGGAAGAAAGUAAUGUCCAGAGAGUAGAUUCCGCAGUAACAGUUUGUGGGGAUAUCCAUGGCCAGUUCUAUGACCUUAAAGAGCUAUUCAGGGUGGGUGGUGAUGUACCUGAGACCAACUAUCUUUUCAUGGGAGACUUUGUUGACCGAGGCUUCUACAGUGUUGAAACAUUCUUGCUGCUGCUGGCACUCAAAGUCCGUUACCCGGACAGAAUCACCCUUAUCCGUGGCAAUCAUGAAAGCAGGCAAAUCACCCAGGUAUAUGGGUUUUAUGAUGAGUGCUUGAGAAAAUAUGGCUCUGUCACUGUGUGGCGCUACUGCACUGAGAUUUUUGACUACCUCAGCCUCUCUGCCAUUAUUGAUGGCAAGAUUUUCUGUGUCCAUGGUGGCUUAUCCCCGUCCAUCCAGACGCUGGACCAGAUCCGAACAAUAGAUCGCAAACAAGAGGUCCCUCAUGAUGGCCCCAUGUGUGAUCUUCUUUGGUCUGACCCUGAAGACACUACAGGCUGGGGGGUUAGUCCUCGAGGUGCUGGCUAUUUAUUUGGCAGCGACGUGGUGGCGCAGUUCAAUGCAGCAAAUGAUAUCAACAUGAUUUGCCGGGCACAUCAGCUGGUCAUGGAGGGAUACAAAUGGCAUUUCAAUGGGACAGUUCUUACAGUGUGGUCAGCCCCCAACUAUUGCUACCGCUGUGGGAAUGUUGCAGCCAUCUUGGAGCUGGAUGAACACCUUCAGAAGGAAUUUAUCAUCUUUGAAGCAGCCCCUCAAGAAACUCGAGGCAUCCCAUCUAAGAAGCCUGUUGCGGACUACUUCCUGUGAUUGCUGCUCCUCCCUCUUUCUCCUUGUGCGGCUUCUGUUUCCUAUUCUGGAUGGAAUGGACAGCUUUUCUUUCAACCUUUGGCAGGGGUUCACCUCUCUAUUUUCCUUCUCUCCCUUACCCUGGCCCUUGCCCAAUAAAUUCCCAGUUCUGGACCCCUUAGACUGAAUUAGGCUUCUUUUCCCAACAUUGCUGAUAAUUGGUAUAUCCCCCCCACCCCCCACCAUUUUUUAGGAUUUCUGCCUGUGGAAAACCCUGGAACUUUGUCAGCUGUUUCCAUAAAAAGAAGUAUCAGCCCAGGAACAAAGAAAAGUAGUUCUUUAAAAAUCUGUAGAUAAGUCACUGACUGAUUUCUUGAGCAACUCUUGGUGGGGUUUUUCUAUUCAUGAAGCAGCAUUGUCCAAGCAGGUGCCCUCCAAAUGUAUUGGCCUAAGGCUCCUAUCAUCCUAACCAACUUGGCCAUUCUGAAUUAGAUGAUGGGAACUGUAGCAUAAUCAAAUCUGGAGGACACUAAGUUAGAGAAGGCUGCUCUAGAACAACUGGAAGUUAUUGCUUAGAGAAUAUAUACAUGUCAGUUGAUCUUGCAACGCCAUGGUUUUGGUGCCACUCUGAAAGAUUUAAGCAAAGAACAGGAAGUGCUUCAAACUUUUGCUAUUUUAGGUUGCUGGAAGACCUACAGUGCUGUGGGUUUUUGACACUUCAGUCCGUAAUUUGCUUCAGUUAUAUGGAAUAGAUUGAGCUAAUAUAGGAAGUCCUUCCUUUGGGUGCCAUCACUCCUGAUUCCCACUCUGCUCCAUAAAAACUAUAUGGCCAGUGGAAGACUAGACUGUCUCCAGCAUACUAUACCAAAAAAUCCUGAUCUUGCAAAAAUAUUUUUUGUGGUCACUGGGGAUCCAAAUGCCCUUUGGAAUCCAUUCAGCUUUGGUGAAUGGAUUUAUAAAAUCUUGUAUUGGCAGAUCUGGUUCUUAUACUUCUUCUCCCCAACUAUGGAGAUUGGGAUCACAUCAUGCUAAUGAAUUUGACCAAUGGGACAUGUUUUCUCUUUUCUCCCUCUGAUCUUCUGCCCCUGUGGGGAUGAGGUAGCCACACAUGUAAUUCCCCAGGAUGAUGUCUUCCCCUUCCCUUCUUUACUUUUAUUCCUGUGAAGGAAUGUGCAAUCCAGGUAUCUAUUUAGAGUUAGAAGCGGGAAUUUCUUGCCAUCUCCCAUGAUCUGUCUCUUGCUCUAAUUUUAUUUUGUUUUCAUUUUGUUUUUCCUAUUUACAGCUUUUAGAUAAAAAAUUAUAAUAAAAUUAAGAAAAA
Notechis scutatus (mainland tiger snake) is the source of this 2385-nucleotide messenger RNA. NCBI's taxonomy places the organism in Eukaryota, Metazoa, Chordata, Lepidosauria, Squamata, Elapidae. The record is from RefSeq and is a predicted model, not a curated record.